CCAGAUCCUUUAGCCAAAUUUCCAACAUUUCAAAAAUUUGAGCGAAAUGGGCUGAGUUGCACUUUAUCUUGCAAGAGAGUCAGAGACCUGGCUCCAGAGACACUGGAAUGGGCUAUUGAGCUCUGUUCAAGAAACAUGAAAGCAAUGUAUGAAAAAAGCAGUGCAGGCUGGCACGCAUGGGAGAAGAGAGAGGAAAUGAGUGAGGAUGCUGCCUGGUAUCUCAUUGCCUACGACACAAACACACAGAAGCCCAUUGCUUUCUCACACUUCCGAUUUGACAUGGAUUAUGGAGACGAAGUUUUAUAUUGCUAUGAGUUGCAGCUCGAGAAGGAAUACCAAAAGAAAGGACUGGGGAAGUUCAUGAUGCAGGUUCUGGAGCUCAUGGCAUUCUCCAACCAGAUGAUGAAAGUUGUGUUGACUGUUUUUAAGCAUAAUCCAGAUGCAAUGGCUUUCUAUGAAAAGUGCAAAUAUGAGGUUGACGAGACUUCUCCAGAAGAUAACUUUGAGGAAACCUUUGAUUACAGUAUCCUAAGUAAAAUGAACAAAAUGAAGCCAACACAGAAGACCUCUCUUUGAACUUGACUAAAACUUAGAUCUGAUUUUUUGUUAACCUAAUAAGGGCAUUAAAGAGACAUCAGAAAAAUUGUAGUCUUUUAUCGUCCGUGAAUAUGGACAUCUUUUUAGGAAGUAAUAGCAAAAAUUGUAUUACACAUUCCACAUCCAAUCCACCAUUUAAAGAAUGUGCAAGAAAUGUUAAUGUUUUCUUAUAUUAAUGAAAAUUUUAGUUAAAUUUUUAAA
Penaeus monodon (black tiger shrimp) is the source of this 798-nucleotide messenger RNA. It is a transcript of the gene Naa40, whose product is annotated as N-alpha-acetyltransferase 40-like. Gene Ontology annotation, molecular function: protein N-terminal-serine acetyltransferase activity; histone H2A acetyltransferase activity; histone H4 acetyltransferase activity. Gene Ontology annotation, cellular component: nucleus. The record is from RefSeq and is a predicted model, not a curated record. NCBI's taxonomy places the organism in Eukaryota, Metazoa, Arthropoda, Malacostraca, Decapoda, Penaeidae.